AUGGCUGCACUCUGGGCAUUGCAGGCUCUCCUGCUUUCAUAUGCCAAAGCCCUUGUCAUCGCUAACGACCGCCUCUAUGCCUCCGUCAACAAAUCCACAGGUAUAAUGGACAUCCUUACUCUCGAUGGCCAAAACCUACUCGGCACGAAAGAGUAUAAUGAAGUCACUCCUGGAGGCAAUGCCGCUGGUCAGAAUGGUAUUGGUCCUUAUCUGGAUUGCUAUUGCGUUCCUGCUGGUGCGUAUACGCCUGGCAAAUAUGCGACGUUCAAGUUAUUUGAGGGCAAUGAUUCGACUGGUGUGCCGUACGGAGGUGUGGUCAUGUCGGAGGUCUAUCCUUUGACUGGACAAGUAUUGGAGCAGUAUUGGUUUCUGAGGGAGACGGAGACGGGGUUACAUACAUUUUCUCGUCUGGCUUAUUAUAACGAGACGAAGCCAUUCUUGAGAAACCUGCAGGAGUUCAGAACGCUGUUCAGACCGACUACGCCUUUGUGGACUCACAUAUCUACCAACGAGAAGAUCAAUGCUCCGCUGCCUUCCUCGGAUACGUUGAAGAACUCGAAGACGGUGCAAGAUGCCACAUGGUACAUCGGCAAUUACACCAGUGCACCGUAUGUCGAGCAAUUCGCCGACUACUUCACCAAGUACACCUUCUCAGAUGAGUGGAGAGGCCACAAAGUCCACGGCAUGUAUGGUGAUGGCUCCAAGAGCAAAGAUGGCUCGACCUUCGGCGCAUGGUUGGUGAUGAACACCGUUGACACCUACUUCGGUGGUCCGACGCACUCUGAUCUGACCGUAGAUGGUAUCGUGUACAACUACAUUUCAUCAAACCAUCACGGAGACAACGUCCCCAACAUUACGACUGGCUUCGACCGCACCUUCGGACCACAAUACUUCCAUUUCAAUAAAGGCUCUAACACGACCACCUUGGGCGAGUUGCGAGCAGAAGCUGAGCAAUUUGCUUCACCAACCUGGAACACCGCCUUCUACGACUCCAUCGCCCAUCUCGUACCGAACUACAUUCCUUCAACGAAGAGAUCAACCUGGAAAGGUCGUAUCGAUCUGCCAAAGGGGGCCAAGCGUCCAAUUGCAGUUCUUGCUCAGAAUGGCGUAGACUUCCAAGAUAACGUUCUGGACACCAAAGCAUACCAGUACUGGGGAGACAUUGACAAAAAGGGCAAUAUCGAGAUCCCAAUGGUUAAGCCUGGUACAUAUCGCCUGACUGUUUACGCAGACGGCAUCUUCGGUCAGUACAUCCAGGACAAUGUCGUGGUUGCUGUUGGCAAAGUCACAACGACCAAAGCGAAGUGGCGCGAGGAGUCUGCUGGAAAAGAGCUCUGGCGUAUCGGCACUCCUGACCGCAGCAGUGGAGAAUAUCGCCAUGGAGACCAACCCGAUCCAAGCAAGCCUCUCCAUCCACCAGAGUACCGCAUUUACUGGGGCAAUUGGGAUUUCCCAACCGACUACCCAGAGGGUGUGACAUUCGAGGUUGGCAAGAGCGACGAGGCGACAGACUUCAAUUACGUGCAUUGGAGUGUUUUCGGCGGUUAUGCGAACUCGGUAAGGCCAGAGCCAUACUAUGAGAAUGUAAACAACUGGACCGUCUUGUUCGAUACGAAGAAGAGUGAGCUCAAAUCGAAGAAAGAUGCCACUUUGACCAUUCAGCUCGCAGGCGCGAAGACAGCUGCCGGCAACACGGACAACUGGAAUGCCACCCAGUUGUGGAAUAAUCUGCCCUUGUCGGUUGUGAUGAACGGACAUGAACUGGAACCUUGGGACAUCCCAUGGAACCAGAGCAGUUCAUGUGCCACUAGAUCUGCAGUUAUCUGCUAUGCUCUGGCGCACAAGUAUGAGUUCGAUGCCAAUCUGUUGAAGGAGGGACAGAACAAGAUGAUCUUGAGUUUGCCGUUCAAUGCGACCGACUACGAGAGUGCAGUGCUGCCUAGAAGUACUUAUGUCCAGUAUGACAGCCUGAGGCUGGAGGUCAAGUAGGCAGACUGAGGCUGUUGUGUGAGGAGGCAAGAGGGACAAGACAUGGGGAUGACCAGCAAAACCAUGUUCGCCAUACCGGCCUCCUAUCCAAAAAUUACUUCCAUAUCGUCCGUCUGCUGUUCAAAGACUUCCUCCGUCAUCAUGCAUGCUGGAUGUGAUUGUGAUCUUCG
Aureobasidium pullulans EXF-150 is the source of this 2159-nucleotide messenger RNA. RefSeq names its product rhamnogalacturonate lyase. NCBI's taxonomy places the organism in Eukaryota, Fungi, Ascomycota, Dothideomycetes, Dothideales, Saccotheciaceae. The transcript has 6 exons. The coding region runs from base 1 to 1989 and encodes 662 amino acids. Gene Ontology annotation, biological process: carbohydrate metabolic process. The record is from RefSeq and is a predicted model, not a curated record. Gene Ontology annotation, molecular function: catalytic activity; carbohydrate binding.